UUUUUCUGGAGAGCCUGCGUUCAGCUGACCAAGGCCAGCGUUUGCUAGCAAAGCCGCAAACUCGACAUUGGUCUCUGGAUUGGUUGUGUUGAGGCCUCUCUAUCUUGCUCUCUGUCCCUCUAUCUUCCAAGAUGGCGCAAUGGGAUCUGAGCUCCAAGAUCGUGCCCUAUCUGGACCGGCACUUGGUGAUUCCCCUGUUGGAGUUCCUCUCCGUGAAGGAGAUCUACAGCGAGACGGAUCUGCUCAAGGCUAAACUGGAUGUGCUGUCAAAAACGAACAUGGUGGAUUUCGUCAUGGAUAUCCAUCAGGUCUUGUAUCCGUGUCAGGAUGAGCCAUUGGCCAAACUACGGGAGAAGCGUGAGACCGUGGUUCAGCGGUUCGAUGUGCUGCAAAACGAGGCCGAGCCCGUUUUGCAGAUGUUUUCCAACAGCGAUGUCACGGCUCAGGCCCAGUCUUCCCGUGAUCCCAAGCAGUUGUUGGACUACGUGACCAAGCACCACAAUUUUAAGCCCGCACUGACGGAUGCGUGCCAUAGCUUUGCCAAGUUCCAAUUUGACUGCGGAAACUAUGCGGGCUGCUUGGAGUACCUGUAUUUUCAACGGGCUCUCAUCCAGGUGACGGAUGCCACUUUCAUGAGUGGAUUGUGGGGUAAAUUGGCCUGCGAGAUCCUGACCCAGAGCUGGGAUGCGGCUUUGGAGGAUUUGAAGCGUUUGCAGAGCUUGAUCGAUGACCCGUCGUUCGGAAAUUCGCUUCAGACCCUGCAACAACGGACGUGGCUGAUUCACUGGUCGCUGUACGUGUUCUUCAACCACCCCAAGGGCAAAGAUUUGAUCAUUGAGCUGUUCCUCCACCAAAAGCAGUACCUCAAUGCCAUCCAGACCACGUGUCCUUGGAUCCUUCGGUAUCUGUCCACGGCUGUCAUCAUCAAUAAGAGCUCCCGCGGCGACGAUAUGAAGGACUUGGUCAAGGUCAUUCAGGAAGAAUCCUACACCUACCGGGACCCCAUCACCUCGUUCAUCGAGGAUCUCUAUGUCAAGUUCGACUUUGACGGGGCCCAACAGAAGCUCCGCGAGUGCGAGACCGUCUUGGCCAACGACUUCUUCUUGGUGGCGUGCAUCGACGAUUUCAUCGAAAACUCGCGUCUCAUGAUCUUCGAGACCUUCUGUCGGAUCCAUCAGUGCAUCAGUAUCGACAUGUUGGCCGCCAAACUGAACAUGACUCCCGGAGAGGCCGAGAAAUGGAUCGUGAACCUGAUCCGGAACGCCAAGUUGGAUGCUAAGAUUGAUUCGCAAUUGGGUCACGUGGUCAUGGGUACCCAAACCAUGUCCCCGUAUCAGCAACUCAUCGAGAAAACCAAGGCCUUGUCCUUUCGCAGUCAAAUGCUGCAAAUGAAUGUGGAAAAGAAGAAGAAAGCCCAAGAGCAACCCAAUUGGGGCAACGAGGGCUUCUAAAUCCGAUCACACAAACUCUCACGUUUUGUUUCUCCAUUUUCGCUCUUGUACGUUUAUUAUAACUUCAUGUAUGCCGAUGAA
This is a messenger RNA of Tigriopus californicus, 1532 nucleotides long. It is a transcript of the gene eIF3e, whose product is annotated as eukaryotic translation initiation factor 3 subunit E-like. Lineage: Eukaryota; Metazoa; Arthropoda; Copepoda; Harpacticoida; Harpacticidae. The record is from RefSeq and is a predicted model, not a curated record. The coding region runs from base 132 to 1451 and encodes 439 amino acids. Gene Ontology annotation, cellular component: eukaryotic translation initiation factor 3 complex; nucleus; cytoplasm. Gene Ontology annotation, molecular function: translation initiation factor activity. Gene Ontology annotation, biological process: translational initiation. The transcript is spliced from 2 exons.